AGCCGCGGUGCGAGGCGGGAGGCGCAGGGCGGCCCCGGGGCUUUGCUUUGCCGCUUUUCCCGGGGAGGAAAGUUACUUUGCAGCUGCGGGGAGCCUCCCUCUUUCCCCGGCAAGGCGUUUGCACCGCAUCGCCCUCGCAGGAGCGGGGGGGAGCGUCUCCCGAGCCCUCCCCUGGCGCUGGGGCAGCCUCGCCCCGGGAGCCGGGCUCCGCAUUGCCCUGCGCCGGAGGGAGCCGCCCUGCUGCCGGGGCGCCCCGGGGGGAGCCAUGUCCCUGCGGCGGGUGGCGGAGCCGGAGCCGCCGCUGCAGCGCUGGCUGCCCACCCACGUCCAGGUGACCGUGCUGCAAGCCCGGGGCUUGCGGGCCAAGGGCGGCGGGAAGCCGGGCACCAGCGAUGCCUACACCAUCAUCCAGCUGGGCCGGGAGAAGUACAGCACCUCGGUGGCGGAGAAGAGCGCCGGCAGCCCGGCGUGGCAGGAGGAAUGCUCCUUCGAGCUGCCCCCGGGGGCGCUGGCGCUGGAGGAGCCGGCGGGCUGGGGAGGGGGCCCCCCCCGCGGCCAGGGGGGCUGCGCGCUGGUGCUCACCGUCAUGCACCGGGCGCUCAUCGGCCUGGACAAGUUCCUGGGCCAAGCCACCGUGCCCCUGCAGCCGGUCUUCAGGGAGAGCCGCUCCACGAAGAGCCAGUGGCACAAGCUACAUUCCAAGGCCGGGAAAAAGGAGAAGGAGCGAGGAGAGAUCCAGGUCACCAUCCAGUUUACCCGCAACAACCUGACGGCCAGCAUGUUCGACCUUUCCAUGAAGGACAAGCCCCGGUCGCCCUUCGGCAAGCUGAAGGACAAAAUGAAGGGGAAGAAGAAAUACGACUUGGAAUCUGCCUCUGCUAUCAUCCCCAGCAGCACAGGGGCCCUCGACAUGGAGGAGGACUACGAGCUAGGGCGCAAGAAAUCCAAGGGCAAGGGCGGUUUCUUCAAGAACAAGCUUCGCAAGUCCUCCCUGACCCAGUCCAACACCUCGCUGGGCUCCGACAGCACCACCUCCUCAGCCAGCGGUAGCCUGGCUAACAACUUUGGCAUAACCAUCAACGUUCCCGAGGUAACCAAAUCCCCGAGCAGACACAGCAGUCUGUCCACAGAGCACUCUGUGAAAGACUAUCUGCCUUCGCCAAAAUUAACCCACAAGAGAGCAUUCAGUGAUGAGAUCUCCCAGGUUAAUGUGGUAGCGGAGCCGAAAGCAAUCCAAAGCCUGAAGCCAAAGAAUGACCCUGUCUCCAGAUCCUCUCUCUGUGUCAAUGGAAGCCAUGUUUACAGUGAUGAACCUGCACCAAAGAGCCCGAUGUCUGGCCUACCGAGCUCCUCGCCGCUGUCCCUGCCUCUACAGAAUAUCGCCAGAAAGUCCGAGGAGGGUUUCCAUGCUGGCUUCCCUCCUCCUGACUCAGAAGACCUGCCAUGGGGAGCCAGCAGCUUUGAGAAGGGGCAGCAGAAAGAAGAGCCCAGAUUCCUUCCCUCUCCUCCCAGCUUAGCAGUACAAGAGGAGAACAAGGUCUCAACCAAAGCUGUAACCCUCAGCAACCACCUCGGCAGAGCCAAGUUGGAAGAAGGCAGCCGCUUAGAGACCAAACCCGUGCAGAUCGCAACGCCGAUGGUCUUCUCCAUGGAGGUGACGAAAGACAAACCCCUUGAGGAAACCAGAAAGGAAGACAAGAAGUCCAAGGUCAGCCUCUUCCACCACGGGGGGACCAAAAGUGAUGCAGUGAACAAGAGCUUGGGAGAGAACCUGGGAUCAUCCCUGACCGUAUCUCCACAAGUAACAGCUGCUGGAGACGAGAAGAGUAAGAGCAGCAGCUGGUUUGGAUCCAAGGACACCAAAGAACCUUCUCAGAAACCCAGUUUCCACUCUGGGUCGCAAGCUACCAAAGAGGUCGUUGGGCACCUUUGUUCCUCUGAGGAUUACAGUCCCUCUGCCUCCCUAGGAUUUAACAAACCACAGCAGGAGUCUUCAACCCAAAGCGCUGGCGCCCCUAUUCCAGAAGCCACUCCCACACCCCAAGGACUCCGCCCUCCUCGAGAACAGACUCCUGUUGCUCCUCCCAUCUUUGACUGGGAUGACACCUUUGAUGCCUUUGCAACGAGUAGACUCAAACCAGAAAUUCGGGAGGAAAGCCUCUUGGCUUCUGUAGUUAUGGAGGGCAUGGCCUACGUCGAUGAUCCAAGUCCAACAGAAAGCCCAGCUGAACUGGCUCAGGAAAACAAGACUGAGAUAGCUAAGGCUGAGCCACAAGCUGCUGAUGAAGUGUCUCUAGGCCCAGGGUCCUGGGCAGAUGUAACGCUCUUAAAAGGAAUGGAGGCAAACUUACUGAAGACAGCGCAAGAAGCUACGCUGAGAGAAGAUGGUGUGUUGGGUCAUUUGCCUUUAAGCUCUCUGUUGGAGAGUGAGAAAACUAGCGCCUCUCCACCUUGGUCAGCCUGGUCUGCAGUGGGAGCUUCGGGGAAGGAGGAGGAUGUAGCAGCAUUGACUACUCAAAAUAGUGCCAGAGCGAAAUGGGCCCCAGAAACGGUGCACGUAGAAAAAGCGACUGUAGCAUACAAUGAGGAGGAGCCCAGUAGUGCAGGGGAAGAUGAAUGGACGACCACAGGCACAGAAACAAUUGGCGGUCUAUCGGAAAGCGACCGAACCGUCGCCGAGAAGGAACACGAGGUUCAGGAGAGCAGGUUCAGGCCAUGUCCACCUUCCGAUGAGGGCAUCUUCGAAGAGGAAAGCAGCCCUGUGACUGCCCCAGGCUUAUUGACCAAAAGCAAUUUAGUCUUCGAGAAACCCAGUGAGGCACUUCCUGGGAAUAACACUGUCCUACCAUCGUUGGUGUCAAAAGCGGAAGCAGCGGAGAAGCCGCCAGCUGUAGUCGACAUCAGUGAUGGUCAGGAUUCUAGUAACACAGAGGGGAUGAUUGAUAUAAAGCCACCCGGAGGUGGGCUUCAGAUUAGUGCACAACUGGAGGCAGAUGAAGCCAGCAUGAAACUAGGUUCUGACUUUCACGAAAUACACGUCCCCUCCGCUGCAUGGACUGAGACCCCAGAGAGAGAGGAGGAGAACAGCGAGGCAGCUGGUUUGGAGAUGACCAUGGGGGCACCGCCGCCAAAGCCUCGGAGAUGGUUCACACCCGGGGAUUUCAGAGAGGAAGGUGAUGAGGCCAAUUUGGAGACACAGAGGAGCCAGCAAGACAACGAAUCUCAGCGUGAAAAUGAGGAGGGCCCAGAGGUGGAAAUUCACCCGCAAUAUACCCAUGUAAGCCGAGAGAACGGUUCCCCAGUGGCUGCCAGCCCGCCUGCGUUGGGAGCAGCGAUAAUUGAAGCAAAAGCGAGGUCUGUCCCUUCGGUCGCUGGAGAUGCUGAUUCCGCCACAGAGGACUGGGUGGCUAAUUUGAAGGCAAAAGCUAAUGAGUUCACAGAACGGGACACCUCUUCUGGGGAAAACCUGCUAGAGAUAAAUGAGGAGACUGGGGCUGAGCAGUUCGAGACUUGCCCUUCGAAAUUCUCACUAGACAGAUUAGGCCUGUCAGAUGCUGAAGACGACGCAAACAAAUUGGAAAUGGUAAAGCCAGGCUUCCCGCCCCAGUCACAAACGCUCACCGAGCGACGCUCCGGCGCCGGGUGGGGCUUGUCGGAGACUGCACCGGCGUUCCCAGAGAGGAACGAAAUACUCCCUGAAGAGCUGAUUCCUUCAAAGCCCGAUACUCCCAGAGAUCCGGAAUCCAGCCAAUCGGUGCUGUUCUGCAUGGCUGUGGAGGAGCAGCGGCCAGCUACGCACUACCCAAGCCCCAGCCCAGCCAACCAGCUUGAAAGGUCAGCUCUGCAAGAGCAUCCCUCACAGCCAAGGCCUAAAUCGGGGCAGGGAGAUAACCAGGGCCAUCCUAGCAAAGCACCAGCCCAGCCAGCUGAAUGGGAGCCUCAAACCCCAGAAGCAUUCGUGAGCCCGACCAGGGCGUCAGAGCAGGGUAGCGAUUCAGCUGACAGGCCCGAGCCAUUGUCGAGUCAGCGGUUUAGUUGGUCAGCAGAUCGAGGGAUAGACUUCAAAAAGGCUGACUUCUGGAGGCCAGUUAGCGGGGAGGAGGGCAGAGAGCAGGAUGACAUUUCAACCCUGGGCAACCCUUUCACCCCCAGAGUCAGCCCCUCUUCCCCAAACAAUCCCUUUGUGGAAAAGCCACCAGAUGUGCUCCCGAUUCUGGCCACGUCACCCGAAAUGCCAGGUCAGGGAGGCUUAAACUUCAAAGACCUUCAUGAGGAAGCUGCUCCGCAUGGCUUCCAGCCUGCUAACCUCCCAGGGGACCAGCUAGUCGAGCUUCCUUUCUUGCAUGGCAACCAGCCCUUGGCCUUCUCCACACCUUCCCUUGUGGCUGCGACUAACCCCCAGCAGUUCAAUUUCCCUUCCCCCAUCGUGUGCCCUACAACUGGUGGGGUGCCUGCGGUGACCAGCCGGGCAGCAGCCCAGUCCUCCUGCCCUUUGCUGCAGACCGGUGGCAUGAAAGUCUCAACGCUCACGGUUUUGCCCAAGGAGACACAGCCGGCUGAGAAGCCCUCUUUCCAUCAGACAAGCAGUCCUCAUCCAGUGAAGCCCAUAAGUGCUGCCGUGGCAGAGGUCUCCGGGGAGAAGAAGCAGCACAGGUCCACCCUGACCACUGCCCUGAGCAGCGGCCUGGAAAAGCUGAAGACCGUCACCACGAGUAGUGUCCAGCCAGUGACCCCUUCAUCGCAGCUGGAGAAAGUGGAGUCCAAGAAGCUAAAGGAUGCUGCUCUGCCGGACCAGUCUGCCAAGUAUUAUCACCUGACCCACGAUGAACUCAUCCAACUGCUGCUGCAGAGGGAGAAGGAGCUGAGCCGGAAGGAGGAGCACGUCCAUGAACUGGAGAACUACAUUGACCAGCUGCUGGUGCGCAUCAUGGAACGGUCUCCCACCCUCCUUCAGAUCCCCCUGGAAAAAAACACGACCAGCAAGUAACCUGUGCUCAGAGAUCUCCUUGGCGUCACUUGCCCACCGCACUCCUGGAAUAAACACGCCAAAGACACCUGAUUCUGCCCCUGCACACACUCUGUCCCCACCUCUUACAAGUAAAACCCAAGAGGGCUUUGGUGGCCCAUACAAAUUCGCAGCGAGUCUUUCAGUAACGACUAGCUGUAUCACCUAACAAAUGUGCUCUAGCUCCAGGAAACGACCGCAUCGGGGUAUAGAACACUGCAAUGCCCCGCCCAGGAGCUGGACUUCUCCCCCACGGCCUGGCAGCAUGGUUCAGGAACAUCUCCUGCCAAAGCCGUAAGGAGUCCAUGGAACUGGACGUCUGAGAAUUGGAAAUGUGCCAUCUAGCCCCUGACUUCAAGCUACCACCCCUGCCCGUGUUCCCAAAUGACCCUGGUCUAUCAGAAAUGGGGUGUCCUGGCUUGCUAGAAAGUUCUAUGAAUCGCUGCUGCUGCUGCCACAGCUGAGGAACCUUACGUGUGACACCGGAAAAUCACAAGUGUGUGGCUUUUCCCCGUGUUGCUGUGCAUGCCAGUGAGGCAAGGGGCGAGAGGGAGGUCUAGCUUCACCUCUCUUCUUGUAUUUCGAUGGGAACCGUUUCUUUGCCAGCCCAAAGGAAAGGGUUCCCCAUCCAAUUAGCAAGCUCCUCUCUGAGCACUAAGUCCCUGGCCGUAUGGGAGAUGAGACAAAAAGUGACACUGGUGAAAUCGGCUGAGCGUGACUAAGCAUGUGUCAGUGCUGGAGCACGAGCUGCGUUGGUAACUUUACUGCACGUUUGCCUCUGUGACAAAACCCACUCUUCCUUACCCAGCUCAGAACAGAACUUCAUCCCCGUGGCUUCCGGGGAAGGGACCUGUUGAUGUUCAUGCAGCCUCUGUCCCAUAGAACUUCCUUCUCAAAGCCACCCUACCCAUCACCGAUGUGUAUGCUGCAGGCACACACUGCGGACUCUUGUUGGCAUCAGUCAUGGCUGAUAUUUCUGCACAGUAUUAUCUCAUUAAACACCUCUAUCCGUGUUUACAGGGCAUGUUUGAAACCACCAUGGCCCUUGACACUACUUGCCUACUUCUUUGUAUUUAUCUUUUUGUUAAUGUGCCUGGAAGAUGCCGUAAGAAACAGAAGCUAGUGUGUGACUGCCCAGCCCUGUCUGCGUGCAUGACAGCCCAUUUAGCCAGACGCCAGACAGAUACAAUCUAUAAUAAACUAGCAAUUCACCACUCUAAAAUACCCCCAGGAUUAACAUUAUGCCUAGGGCCUAGAUGUUUCACUGGGCCAGCACUCUCAGGAGGUGUAUAUGUAGCGCUAGAUUUUGGGGCCUCAAUGAACAAGCUCCUCGUUGGCUGGUUGGUUUAGUAGCUGCAAGUGUGGUGGGGCCGAGGGCUUGACUAUGAGUGGUACACCUGGCCACAGUAGAAAACAGCAUAGUUGCUGGUUCUGAUGUGCACUUGGGCGGGGCCAGAAGUUGCUGUUGUCUUCCAUUUUGGUUUUUAGCUCUUGUCCGUUUCUUCUCUCUGUUCCAUCAAGGGGUUGGGUGGCGGGUCCUCUUGCAGGUGAAGAAGCGGCCGUGUUAUCCCAUCGAGACAGUGAGGACAGGGCCUGGCACCUAACUCGACUUGGACUUCAGUGUCCUCAGCCUGGCAAAGGGGCAUUGUUUCCACUGGAGCCCCUGGAGUUUUUGCUGGAGCUUUUAAGCCGUUUUCACAUUCUUUCACUGUUACCUGUUUAAAUGUAUUAAAAGCGACUUCGGAAAGUUGUGCCUUUUGUAAUAGAAUAAGGGCAGUUUCCUGCUAAAAUGGUUGAUUCUUUAAACCCAACCUGCAGUCCAAUGUAUUAUUGUCCUUACCUAGCCCAGCCUUGCAAAAUUCUACUUGCCCGCCAGGCUCAGGUAAGUUGGGGGUGGUUUUGUUUGGUUUUUAAAGCAGAUAAAACAGACCGUCCUGGGCAAAGGGUGGGCAAGUCGCUGUGUGUUCCGGGGGUGGAACACUUCUAUGCAAGGCGGGUGUAAUUGACGUUUUCUAUAGGGAUAGUAAUACGGGGUGUAUGUGCCAAGGCAAAGGGUGCCUGGGUAAAGCCAGUGCUAGAACCUGUUAGGGAGUCAUGCCCAAUGGAAGCGUGAGUCUGCCAGGGAGGAGAGAGCUAUUGGAACAGGAGGCAGCAUGGUGAUGGGAGGAGCGGUUUUAAAAGGGGAUCUGAUAUUACAGUAAUUGAGAAUUUCUGGCCACAUCCAGUCUGUAAAAUAUCAUAUAAGGAGGAGGAUCUUAGUCCCUUGAAAACACUGGCCAUGAGCAUUUUGGUCCUAUUUGCCUUUGUUUCUAAUAGGAAAGAAGUCCGGGGUUUGCAUUUAUCUGCCUGCAUUGUUGUUGUUUGUGUGCAUGUGUCUCGGGGAGGGUGGGGGUAUGUUUAUAUUGUACAGUUUAGGGUUUUAAGAAAUGUAUCCAGCUUUUUUUCUUCAUACAAGUUCAAGUACCAAGAACUUCUCUUUGCACGUACAAUCAAAAGGUUCCCCUGGAGUGAGAGCCAGGUCCCUUCCCUGGUUGUAUGCCUCUUGGAAAAGGUCUUCCUUUUAUUUGAGGAGGAGUUGCAUCCAGUGUGGUUUAAGCAGGCAAAAUUUGCAUAAAAACAAUUGUGCAACUAAACCUACCACACCAGAGCGUGGAAGGGAGGGCAUGAUCAAAGACAGGCUAGCUGGAACAUGGAGGCCUGUGUCAGAUGGAUAUUAUAAAGGAGGGAAGUCGGUAGUAUUUCAUCUCUAUGAGAAUAAAUGUGUCCAUACUGACUUUUCGGCAGCCUGUUUAUAAAAGAUGCCUGCCCCGUUCUGUCUGUACUCUGAAAUAUACCUGCUUCCUUGGGGUGGCACAACUCACCGAUGGGGGACUGCCAUCAUUUCACUGUUCUUCCAGUGUACCAUGCAGCAGAAACAUACGAGACCAGAUCAUGCUGCCUGGUACAAAACCGUUCCUCCUGUUGGCUUGAUCCCUGGACAGCCUCUAGAGCCAAUUAAUUGCUCUCUUGGAUAGUCUUUCUUGUAGGAUUUUGUUUCGUCUUCUCAUCCUGAGGACUGACUUAUUGUAGGUGCUUUCCACACCCACACAAGUGCCAAUGUUUUUAAAGAGCUCUCUGCACCCCUAUCCGCUGCUUCUUAAUCCUUUUGUUAUGAUUUAAUCACAUCUUUCUGCCUUAGUCGGUUUUCUGCCUUUUCAAAGCUUGAAUGUUUGGCACUUUAUCUAUUCAAGAUAACCUUGAAGAGCUGCAUCACAAAGAACUGUACCAGGACAAUGGACUUGUUUAACGGGAAACGUGUUUCCUUUCCUCCUCCCUCUGUAUGUCACUGCUGUGGGAUUGAACCCCAUAGACAAUCUUGCACCAAAAGAAUCCACUCAGUGAAAAGUUGUACGUAGCUGAAAACGCUGCCAAGCGGAUACAGUAGCUUUAAAAUGUCCAAGCCUUGAUUCUACACUAGCAGGGAUGCUCUGAGAAACCACUUGGGAGACUCAGCGUACCUGGUGGAGCAGGUACUGCAUGGGUAGCACGACAUCUGAGUUAACCAAAGUUAGAGUGUGAGGAGUAGGGCACAAACCUAAUGAUCGUCAUGGCUAAGAGGGUGUUGUCCCUCCCUCCCCUGUUUUGGGUGUCAUCGAAUUGACUGUUAGAAUGUUCAGAAGUCAGGCAUUUGCGAUUGAACUUGGCUAGGGAAAGGCAUCCUUGAGGAGAGGUGUCUUUGGUAAGUCCACUUACUGUUUUGUCCUCCAUUUCUCCACUGCCUUACAAAUCUUUCUCCCCAAGUGAUUAUGCGCCGCAUAACGGAGCAGAGAAUGUUAAAUAUGCCACAAGUGUCCAGAGAACUUUGUUAAAACCAGAUUGGCUAUUUAAUUAACUUCAUCUGGUACUAAAAAAAAAAUGUAUUGGAGAGGCUGAUGUGAAGAUUUUAAAAUGUAGAUGUCUUACAAAAAGGAGGCAGGGGAGAGCGGAGUACAUAGAAAUGUAUUUGUUCUAAAAACGAUUGAUGCUCCUGUCCUGUAUCCGUAUUUAAAGGAGGUGGUUGUGUAAAAACAAGGAGUUGAAAGUAUGUCAUUGUCCCUAUGUACCAAUCUAAUGCUGGAACCCUCUUGGUGAGGGUUCGUCACUGCAGGUGAGAUGACUAGUAUGUAUAGAUCACCUUCCGCUGUCAACAGUGUGGCUGUUUAUUCAGUUUGAAACAAAGCCAUUCCUGUAACUUUGUCUUUCAUCCCAGUAUAGUCGGCCUCUUCCCCACACAAACUGCUUUGCAGGGUUUUUCUGCAGAUGUGCAGCUGAUGGUGUUUAUGCCGUGCUUUGUUGUCAGCCCAUAGGGUCAGUAAACUUUAUUUUAAAAGGAAGCCCGUCAAGCGAUCUGUUUCUUUAUUUUCUCUUCCGGCCAGGGGUGAAGGGGGUACAGAAGAGAUGUCCAGUGAUGACCUUAAACUGGAACAAACCUGAAGGGAUAUGGAUACUGAAAGUGUCUUGUAAACCCAGUCUAUUUGAGUUGGAUGAUCUUGUUUGUAAAAAAACAACAACGGUAUGUUCUGUGCUAUAAACGUGUGUUGGAAAUGCACCCAAAAAACCAGGGUUCAGACUGUUCAAAUCUGGGGGGUAUGUUGAUUUCCCUAUUCUUCACAGAGUUGGAAAGUGUUCUGCUUAUGUUUCUUGAUUUAAUAGUUGCAACUAAUGUUUAUAAAGAGCUUGUUAUUUACGUUUUAAGCACUUUAAAAAAAAUAAAAAUUGUUCAAACUGUU
Messenger RNA from Terrapene triunguis (Three-toed box turtle), 9753 nucleotides. It is a transcript of the gene RAB11FIP5, whose product is annotated as RAB11 family interacting protein 5. Gene Ontology annotation, molecular function: small GTPase binding. The record is from RefSeq and is a predicted model, not a curated record. The transcript is spliced from 6 exons. Gene Ontology annotation, cellular component: phagocytic vesicle; recycling endosome; mitochondrion. Bases 266 to 4987 code for a protein of 1573 amino acids. Lineage: Eukaryota; Metazoa; Chordata; Testudines; Emydidae. Gene Ontology annotation, biological process: regulated exocytosis.